AUGUUGAUCAAGACUGUUUUGCUGGCCGUCAUCUUGUUGGUCGCUGUCGCCACCGCCAACAAGAACAUCUGUACUUUCCAAUACGAGUGUGGUGCUAACUCCUAUUGCCACGGUGGAUACUGUGUUGACUGUAUCUCCAAUAACGACUGUGGUCUCAACCAGUUCUGCAACCUCGUGAACACCAUCGAUCUUAACAAGUAUGGUUCAUGUCAGGACUUCCCAUACGACAACGCCAAGUGCAUUGUUCUAGGCACCACUGACCUUGCUGAUGAGCGUGUUGACAACUCCACCAAGUGUGCUGUCCAGUACUACGAUUCCAACCUUGCCGUCGGUAGCCGCAUGGUCACCGAGUUCCAAGGAACCUGCACCAACGGCCGUUGCCGUCAAUGCCUGUACAACAACGACGGUAGCUCCCAGCAAGGCAAGGGCUCCCAGAGAACCUGUGUCUUCCCAGGCAAGUACGCCACCAUCCACUCUGCCGAGUGGGCCCCAGGCAGAUACUACGAGAGCCCAAUCCACGUCUGGUUGGCCAUCCUUUUCUGUUUGACCGCCAUCAUCACCAUCUUCCACUUCCUCGGUUUCCUCUUCCACAAAUAG
Acytostelium subglobosum LB1 is the source of this 597-nucleotide messenger RNA. RefSeq lists its product as hypothetical. Lineage: Eukaryota; Evosea; Eumycetozoa; Acytosteliales; Acytosteliaceae. Bases 1 to 597 code for a protein of 198 amino acids. The record is from RefSeq and is a predicted model, not a curated record. The transcript is spliced from 2 exons.